AGAGGUAGUCCGAGUUUGUUCGACUUGUACGAGUUGCAAAAAGCAACAGUUUGAGUUAGCUUUCAGUUUCUGAUUUUAUAAUGAAGAGCAAUUUACUUGCCAUCUUUGCUUUAACCACACUUGUGUGUAGCACGCGGGCUACCCUUGGUGGUAAGGCAGUUCUCAAGGAAAAGGAUAUGAUGAGAAAGAUUGUAUUCGACAAAAAGACACCAGAUGUGUUUUAUUGCCCAAUGCAGAAGCCGUCUUCGAUGAACAAAAUUAUUGUCACAGCUCGGCCCCUACACAAGUUGUGCGAAUACGAAGGAAACCCAUUGCCAGCUGAAUAUAAAUCUGACUGUUAUAUGGAUAUUGAUGAAUCGGAUUAUGCAUGCAAGGAGAAAUAUAGAAUUAUGAAACGAUUCGCCAAAGACGAACCCUAAUACAAUAAUCACAAACAACACAACAAAUUUUAACAGCUUAUUGUACAUUAUCAUUGCACCAUACGCUGGCAGCUUUGAGUAACUGGAUAACACGGCUAAAUAUCACAGUUUUGUUCUGCUGUACUUACCUGCAUAUAUACCUAUAGAUACACUACCUAUAAACACAUUUACGAAAUAACACAUAUCCCAUACAAAAAGGCAAACUUUAACGAGCAUUUAUAUGCGAGCAAAUAUAUAAAAACUGUUAGUCAGUGGCUUUAACAAUUCUAUAGUUCAGUACAAACGCGGCGAUAUAUUAUUUUUCUAAACUACUAAUAUAUUAAAAAUAAUUCUCGAUGUCGACCUAGCUCAAGUAGAUAAGUUUUUGAAUAUUUUAUCACUGGAG
Molecule: messenger RNA, 804 nt
Organism: Drosophila novamexicana
Lineage: Eukaryota; Metazoa; Arthropoda; Insecta; Diptera; Drosophilidae
Exons: 4
Coding region: 81-419 (112 amino acids)
Source: RefSeq, a predicted model, not a curated record